CUCUUAACAUUCGCGCACAACAUGGCGAAGAGGCGCCGCGAGACACGACAGCUUUCCCCCGACUAGUGCAGCUCUGUUACAUGUGAAGACAGGGGGACCAAUGCAACGGGGAAAUAUAUGAAAUUGUUGUCGGCCAAAUAGACCCGUGGAGAUUAUUGUGGAUUCCAUUGAAUGAAUGUAGCUAGCGGUACAGCUCGCUUAUUAACCGCACGCCUAUUACCCCUCUGCUGAAAUUCAAAGGCUUUACAUGGCGGUGGAGAAUAUCUGGUUUUUCUGUCUACUUUCGUUGGGGUCUAUCCGUCUAGCCGUUCAAGAGAAGCCUGUGUCAGUGGAGCUGAGUUGUGGGGCGGGACCUGUGCACGUGGUGUUAGACCCAGGGCAGCCUCUCCUGUUGGACUGCCACCUGGGGGCCUCAGAGAACCCGCUGAAUGUCACCUGGCUCCAGGACGGGGUCGCUCUCAUGGACAGUGAGACGGUUCGGACCCUGCCCAACGGCUCCCUGCUGGUUCAGCCCUCCCCACAGGACGGAAAGGUGCCCCUUACGGUGGAGGGAGGGUACAGCUGCCUGAGUGCUAGCCCGUUUGGGACACUGACAAGUCGAACAGUCACCCUCCACCUCGCCAGUCUAUCUCGUUUCCUUCAGGAUCCUGAACCUCAGGUUGUGUCUGUAGGUGGCACUGCCCGCUUUGAGUGCCAUGUGGAUGGCCUGCCCACACCAAGAAUCGUCUGGGAGAAGGACCAGAUCCCUCUGCCUGCCCAGCCCAGGUAUAUAUCUCUCCCAAACGGUGUCCUGCAGAUUUUAGGGGUAACCAAGGACGACGGUGGCUCGUACCGAUGUGUGGCGUCCAACUCUGCCCGCAAACGCUUCAGUCAAGAUGCUCUGCUCACAGUCAGUCCAGGGUCCACGGCCAGUCUCUCUGAGGUGGUGAUCGUGGCCCCCCCCCAGAACACCACGGUAGCCGUGAGUCGACCGGCCGUGAUGGAGUGUUUAGCGCAAGGCCAGCCCAAACCCCUGGUGUCCUGGAGCAGACAAGAUGGAAAACCAAUUGCCACAGAUGUGGUUGUCCUGGAAACCAACUUGGUGAUCCCAGACACCCGUAGUCAUCAUGCUGGUGUGUAUGUGUGCCGUGCUAACAAACCCAAGACCAGGGAGUUUGUUAUAGCUGCCGCUGAGCUUCGUGUCCUGGCUCCUCCGGUGAUACUACAGCCUCCAGAAACUGUGUCGCUCUCUCGGGGGAACACGGCUCGGUUCGUGUGUAACAGCUCCGGGGAGCCUCCGCCAGCCCUGCACUGGCUGAAGAACGGAGAACUGGUCCAGUCCAACGGUCGGGUGAAGACCCAGAGCCCUGGGGUACUGCUCAUUAACCAGCUGGGUCUGGACGAUGCUGGGUACUACCAGUGUAUCGCUGCCAACAGUCUGGGCACAGCCUGUGCCACUGCCAAGCUGUCCGUCAUUGUGAGGGAGGGGCUUCCUAGUGCGCCCCGCCAUCUGUCAGCCACACCUCACUCCAGCACCAUGGCCUUGCUUACCUGGGAACGACCUGAGCACAACAGCGACCAGAUUAUUGGUUUUUCUGUUCAUUACCAGCGUGCUGCGGGUUCUGACAAUAUGGAGUAUCAGUUUGCUGUAAACAAUGAUACUACAGAAUAUCAUGUGAAGGAGCUGCAGCCACACACGGCUUAUACCUUUUAUGUGGUGGCCUACUCACCAAUGGGAGCCAGCCGCCCGUCACUACCCGUUACUGUGGAGAUGCUGGAGGAUGUGCCCAGUGCUCCACCUCAGCUGUCGGUGCUUAUCACGUCUCCCACCGAGAUCAGAGUGAUGUGGCAGCCCCUGUCCUCGCAGCAUAGCCGAGGGGACAUCACACGUUACCGCAUCGACUACUGCACACUGGAACACGCGGAUCGUGUGCACUCUGUGGAGGUAGGGGGUAACGAGACUCAGGUGACACUGAGGGACCUGCAGCCCAAUCAGAUCUAUCAGCUGCGUAUGGCUGCAGGCACACGCGCUGGAUUUGGCCAGCCCUCAGAGUGGACCACACACCACACACCAGACCUCCAAAACCUCAAUAUGGUGCUCUUUGCUCCCACUGAGCUCAAAGUGAGAGCCAAAAUGCAUUCCCUCUAUGUCACAUGGCAGCCCCCGCCCAAUCACACGCAGAUCUCUGGUUACAAACUGGCCUACCGGGAGGUGGAUGGAGAGGAGACGGCCAAUCAGGAAGGCUUUGAGAGGGACAGGGAACGCAGGUUCGAAAGUGAACCAAUCAAACUGCGCAAGAAGAUUAGACAUCAUGAGGUCACUGGCCUAGUUGCUGAUCGUCUGUACGAGGUGAAGGUGUGGGCGUUUAGCAGGCAGACUGAAGGUUAUGCAGCGGUGUGGAGGGGUCGCACAGAGAAGCUCUCUGACCGAGGGGAGAGAGUGAGAGGAGGCCCUCAGGACUACGGUCCCCCGUUGCCUCCCAGCAGUGUCAAAGCCACAGCCAACAGUUCUACCUCCAUCUGGGUGCGCUGGGAGAAGCCCCGUUUUAGUAACGUUCGCAUCAUCAACUACACUGUCCGCUGCAGUCCAGCUGGUGUCAGAAAUGCCUCACUGGUUACUUACUACACCAGCUCCUCUCAGGAGAUCCUGUUGGGGGCACUAAAGCCCUUUACUCGUUAUGAGUUGGCUGUGCAGUCAAACGGAAUGGGAGUGGGUGGGCCUUUCAGCAGCACAGUGGAAGAGUCCACUCUGUCUGACAAGCCCUCCUCUCCCCCAGCAGAGUUACAGUUGAGCGCUUUGGACUGGUCAUCUGUGCUUGUGAGUUGGCGCCCCCCGCUGGAACCCAAUGGGAUCAUCGUUAGUUACAGAAUGCUUUACAGUGGCAACAUCAGCCAACCGGACCAUCUGUGGACCAACCUGUCUCAUGACGGAUCCAUCACUAGUGUGGAGGUUCAGGGACUGAUGAGUGAGACGCGGUACUUUUUUAAGAUGGGUGCCUGCACUGAGGUGGGACUGGGCCCCUUUUCACCCAUCAAGGAUGUGCAUACACCGCCCAAAAAAUACGAGCUUGAUGUUCAUGCUGUCACCGGUAUCAUAGUCGGAGUUUGUCUUGGGCUGCUUUGCAUCCUCCUCUGCAUGUGCGUUAGUUUCCGAAAUGGCAAAGCAAGGGAGGUCUCUGGGGGGCUGGAUUCCAGCUCUCUGGCCCCUCAGAAUCGACGAGGUCCCCGUCCUGUGCCCACGGCUGUGCCAGAGUGUAAAGAUUGCCACGAGCUGGAAACCCUGAUGCCCCCAGGUGCCCAGGACGUUGGCCAGGCAACGGCCGAGCCCACAGAGGAACAGAGCCUCAUGGGUAAUGCUGGGGUGACAGACGACGGCUUAGCGCCAGAGUCUAAGCCUGCCUGGAACGGAUCAGUGAGUCGCAACUGGGCCAACAGGAUAACCAGAUACAGAGACACUGUCACAGAAGACUCCCCGUCUCUCCUUAACAGAGAUCUGGUCACACCACACAAUGACAACAAGACUGAGCCAGAUGGAAGGCUGCACUCCGUCAGCGGUAACCAGGUGGAGGCUGAGGUCAUCGUGCACUCGGAGCUUUCCGACCCCGUCGACCAGUGGCCUCAGAGUGACACAGACGUCUCCAAAGCGCCCCUGUACGGGCAGGAGGAUCCACCCCCCCUAAACAGCCACCCUGCCUGUGCUUCACUCCCACCUGAAGACCUUCACACGAAGCCUCUGGCCCCUCCCAGCCAUAUCAGCGAGGCGCUGUCCAAUCACAGCGGGCCCCUGGAGAAUGGGCCGGCACAGUUGACUGCAGAAACUGGUAGGCAGCAGGGAGGCGGGCUCACGAAUGGGUACCACUCUCCCAAACCUCUCCAGCCUCCUACAGAACCCCUAGAGAACGGGGAGUCCAGACUGUGUCCCAGAGGGAAGGUUCUGCCGUCAGGGCUGCCUCCCUCCCCCUCUUCGUUUGCCAGCUCUGGCCUCGUCCACUCUACCUCAGGAGCGCACAGCUACCUGUGCCCGUAAAACACCUGUGUCCCCACUGCUCUGGAGCCAGAGAGUGACAGAUCGGACUCGUGGAGCCAUAGCACUUAACCUUUGCGUGAAAUUGUGGCCGAAUAAAAAAGAAAGAAAGAAAGAAAGGAAAAAAGAAGAAAAGAAAAAGGAAAGGCCCACCUUUCAGAGAACUCCACCUUCCGCAAAAUGAAACUGGGUCUAAGCUCAGUUUUGUUUGCCCCUUUGUUCUGUGGUUUUAUAAAUGUGUAUAUACAGAAUAUUUUUUUAAACGCUUACAAUCCAGGGGUAUGGAUUUUGUGGGCAUAUCAGGGGUGGUACGUUUUUCAUGACAUUUCCCCGUGCGUAUGAGUACGUGUGUGAGUUUGCGUGCGUAUGCAUGUAUGUACAGUUAUAAUAACAGGACGACUAUACAUAAAAUACUGAGUUUGAUUACUCUGUAAUAGGGUGGGAGCCGUCUGCACUCAGCAUGCGGGAGGUUAUAGAGCUGGGUUCAGUCCUUGCUGUGAGAACAGGGUAGGAGAACUCUCCUGCCUUCUGCUCCCCCUCCUCACUCUCUCUGUCUCUCUUUCUGUCUGUCUCUCUCUCUCUCUCUCUCUCUCUCUCUCUCCCUGUCAUGAUGGGAAUAUAGCCUUUGUUGGCUUUAUAGAAGAGAAGCCUUAGACUCACACUGAGAGAACCAACUGACCGCCUGCCUGCCACUCUCUCCAGCCUCCUACUGUCUCAGGGUUCUCACACACACACACACACACACACACACACACACACACACACACACACACACACAAGCAGUGUUUCUUUUCAACCUUAAAGCAGAUGCAGUCAUUUGCAUUUCUGUAUUCCAUCUCUCUCUCUCUCUCUCUCUCUCUCUCUCUCUCUUUCUCUGCUCCACACACACACACAAAGAUACACACAAUACACUUGUUGAAUUACACACACGACUCACAUUCCCUGACUGGAGCUUGGGGGUCUCAGGUGCCUAAUACUUUAGGUGCAUUUUUAACCUCUGCGUAUUUAUAUAGAUGACCGUAUUCAAUACAGAGUCAGAAUGAAGUAAAUAGAAAACAAAAUGGUGAAAACUGAUGGAAAAAAUAUGAAGGAAAGACCAACAUGUACUUUUAUAAUAGUUUGAAUGAUUUUCUGGGAAGAUGGCCUGUUGAGAUGUCUUAAGUGUAUGUUCUGGAAUGUUCUCUCAGUUCCUCUCCCAGUCAACAACGAACACUACCUCAUUUCUUUACGAAAACGUUUUUGUUUCUGUGAUUUUAUCAGCAUCAUUAUGAAGGCAAUUUUUUAAACCUGGUUUUUAGACCGUCUUGAUUCAUAGCCUUUAAUAUGAGCAGAAUUGACUGCCCUACUCUCUUUGUGUAACGGUCUCCGGAAAUCGUAAGGUGCAUACUGAUUUGUCCUGGCCCAUGAGGUUGAGAUGGUUUGCUUGUUACAUUCUGCUUUUCUUUAUCUUCAAAAAAAAAAAAAAAAAAAAAAAAGAUGUUUUUCAUAGGUUUCAUUCUCUCUCCUUGUCGGCAGUUUGAAAAAUGGUUAAUGAUUACCACACACGUUUUGACCUUAGGUUGCCAGGUCACAGGGGAAUGUCAGUAUGUACCAGUUUGAUACAGAACUGUCUCUGAGGUGACCUCCUCAGUUGCUUAGGAGGGCAACCAUAGGGAUGAGUCAUAGCGGCUGCAUUAGCAACCGAGGCUUAUUUUCAGCAAAACUAUACAUUCUUUCGGCUCCUGUAAAAGAUUCCGUGGCUUCCUUUAUGGUGUGGCUGUCCUCUACUUCUUAGUAUUCACCAAGUCAGUCAGCUUUCUAGUGUUUCCUCAGGUGAUGCUCUCCAGAGACACUUGCUCUGCUGUCUAAACUAGAAAUAGAUGUUCUAGAAACCUGAAAACAUCUUCCGAUUUUGGCCAUAUUCUGUUCAUGUCAGUUUGUCUGGCUGAGUGUGUGCCUCUUCUACAAAGUUGUGUCGACGCACUAGGCUUAUCUGGAAAUGUAAAUAAUAAUUUUUGUUGUAACUACACAAAUUUCUUUUGUAUGUAUUGCUGCUGAGAGCAGAAUAUAUAAA
This is a messenger RNA of Chanos chanos (milkfish), 6056 nucleotides long. RefSeq names its product immunoglobulin superfamily, DCC subclass, member 4 (gene igdcc4). NCBI's taxonomy places the organism in Eukaryota, Metazoa, Chordata, Actinopteri, Gonorynchiformes, Chanidae. The transcript is spliced from 20 exons. Gene Ontology annotation, molecular function: protein binding. Bases 248 to 4006 code for a protein of 1252 amino acids. The record is from RefSeq and is a predicted model, not a curated record. Gene Ontology annotation, biological process: cell-cell adhesion.